CAGCUGUUUGAGAAAUUUGUAAACAAUCCUCCAUUUGAUCAAGAAGAGGAUUAUAAAAAAAUAUUAAUAAUCAUAACAAAUAAGAUGUCUAAAUUAACCCAAAAAACUUUGAGUUUAAAACAGUUCAUGUUACGUCAAGAAGUUUUAAAGCUAUAUCGUGAUAUAUUCCGCACCAUAAAACUAGUUCCCGAUGCCAAUAGCCAGCAUGAAUUGAGAACGUGGGCCAGACACGAUUUUCGGGCCAAUAAGCAACAAAACGAUGAAGUUGCCAUAAAAAUGCUCAUCAACUACGGCAGACGCAGUCUCACCGAGCUGAAGACAAGCCUAAGUUUAAGUGGAGCCGCGCCAGAUGAGAAAAUUAAAUAAAUGGCCCCUUUUCCUGCAAUCAAGGCAAUCAAAACAAAACUACUACAACUGUUACAAAUUAUUAUGUUAACUUUAUUUGCAACAUUUUCCAUAUUUGGUUAUGUCAAAUAUUUAAACGUAUGUUUGUUCCUGCUUUUUUGUUCUGAAUUGCAUCUACUAAAGCGUAGGUGUAUUAUACAAGAUAUUGCUAUUUGAUAGACGAUUCAAAUUCGUAUAAUUUAAAAAUGAAAUAGUGGAACUAAUUUUAAAAUAAAUAUCGUAAUAAACUUA
This is a messenger RNA of Stomoxys calcitrans (stable fly), 636 nucleotides long. RefSeq names its product LYR motif-containing protein 2. Gene Ontology annotation, cellular component: mitochondrion. The coding region runs from base 85 to 366 and encodes 93 amino acids. The record is from RefSeq and is a predicted model, not a curated record. Lineage: Eukaryota; Metazoa; Arthropoda; Insecta; Diptera; Muscidae. The transcript has 2 exons.